Messenger RNA from Vitis riparia (riverbank grape), 1257 nucleotides. RefSeq names its product 11-beta-hydroxysteroid dehydrogenase-like 5. NCBI's taxonomy places the organism in Eukaryota, Viridiplantae, Streptophyta, Magnoliopsida, Vitales, Vitaceae. The transcript is spliced from 6 exons. Bases 1 to 1065 code for a protein of 354 amino acids. The record is from RefSeq and is a predicted model, not a curated record. Gene Ontology annotation, molecular function: oxidoreductase activity.
AUGGAUCUGAUCAACUCUCUGUUGAAUCUGGUGGUGCCUCCAGCGAGCUUGGUGAUGCUGGCAUUUGCAUGGCCUGCUUUGUCCUUCAUCAAUGCCUGUGAGUGGGUUUACAACACCCUUUACAGUGAAAACAUGGAGGACAAAGUAGUUAUCAUCACUGGUGCUUCUUCUGGGAUUGGAGAGCAAGUUGCAUAUGAGUAUGCAAAGAAGGGGGCGAAACUUGUGUUGGUUGCGAGGAGAGAGAACAGGCUACGAGGAAUUGGUGAGAAUGCAAGGCAGCUAGGGGCGAAACAUGUUAUGAUCAUGGCUGCAGAUGUCGUUAAGCUAGAUGAUUGUAGGCGAUUCGUCACCGAAACUGUCAAUUACUAUGGCCGCGUGGAUCAUCUAGUGAACACGGCAAGUUUGGGGCACACCUUCUACUUUGAGGAAGCUAUAGACACAUCCGUGUUUCCCCCUUUGAUGGACAUAAAUUUUUGGGGAAAUGUUUAUCCAACGUACGUCGCUUUGCCUUUCCUACGACAGAGCAAUGGCCGAGUCAUUGUUAAUGCAUCGGUGGAGAACUGGCUGCCUCUGCCAAGAAUGAGUUUAUAUGCAGCUGCGAAGGCGGCUUUGAUAAACUUCUAUGAGACGUUGAGAUUCGAAGCGAAAGAGGUUGGAAUUACCAUUGCAACACAUGGUUGGAUAGGGAGUGACAUGACUAGAGGCAAAUUCAUGUUGGAGGAUGGUGCUGAGAUGCAGUGGAAGGAAGAAAGGGAAGUACAGGUGACCGGUGGACCGGUGGAGGAGUUUGCAAGGUUGAUGGUGGCGGGGGCCUGUCGUGGAGAUGCAUACGUGAAGUACCCGAGCUGGUAUGAUAUCUUCCUCCUUUACAGGGUGUUUGCACCUAAUGUUCUUGGGUGGACAUUCAGGCUGCUGCUCUCAACGAAUGGAGCGAGACGGUCCACCUCCCUCAUCGGUACUGGAAGGCCUCUUCUGGAAUCAAGUUCUCCUCCAAAGCUCCUCACAGGUGGUCCUUUUACAUUUCCCCAACACAAUCCUCAACAGCAUCAGCAGAAAAUGGAGUAGUGAAGAUGGGAUUUUCUUGGGACAUUUAAUUUUCUCUAUGUUUUGUGGUGUGGUUGAUGUGCUUGGUUUGAUUCACAGGUCAUGUGGGAUAUUUGUUAUGAUCUCAAACUGUGAUGAAUGGGGUGUACAAACAUUUGGGUUGGCCUCUCUUGGGAAUUGAAUAAUGUCUAGUGAAGGGUUUGAGGAAUGAGG